ACCCAUGUUGCUCUUGAAGCGACGGACUGUGUUCAUUGUGACACAGGGCUCCUUGGAUCAGACGCACUGCAUCCGGCAGCUGAGCUCAUGCACACACCCUGGUCUUCUACAGCGGCUUGACUCGUGCGCCGUCAUGGCAGAACUGGGGGGCGUGGACCUCGGCCGCAAGUUUGUGUCGGAGUCAGAGCUUGAGGAGAAGAGGAAGAGGAGGCAGGAGGAAUGGGAGAAAGUGAGGAAGGAAGACGACCCUGAGGAGGCUCCGGAGGAGGAGUAUGACCCGCGGUCACUGUACGAGCGGCUGCAGGAGCAGAAGGACAAGAAACAGGAGGAGUACGAGGAGCAGUUCAAAUUCAAGAACAUGGUGAGGGGUCUGGAUGAGGAUGAAAGCAGCUUCCUGGAUGAGGUGUCCAGGCAGCAGUCUCUGAUAGAGAAACAGAGGAGAGACGAGGAGCUGCAGGAGCUGCAGGAGUAUCACAGCGCUCGCACAAAGCUGUCGACUCACAGCGAGAGCCGGAAGGAACCGGAAAAGAAGGCGGGUCCAAAAGCAGCAGAGCACAAGAGCCACCUGUCCCAGGCACACCUGCUGGCCGGGGCGGUCAAACGACGCAGCUCCUCGCAGUCAUCAGACAGCUCUAAGAAACAGAAGCAGGAGGAGGCAACAGCCACCAGGACAGAGCAGGAGGCGAGUGGGGGUGAGAGUAGGCGGGGCGUUUGUGCCGGAGUGACCCGGCCGGGUGUGGUGCACCUGCCGUCAGCCGCGGUGUGUGUGGGUAUCCUGCCGGGGCUCGGGGCGUACUCGGGCAGCAGCGACUCGGACUCCAGCAGCGACAGCGAAGUUUAAUCCCAGCCCGCCCAACCCC
Messenger RNA from Megalops cyprinoides (Indo-Pacific tarpon), 860 nucleotides. It is a transcript of the gene psme3ip1, whose product is annotated as proteasome activator subunit 3 interacting protein 1. The transcript has 9 exons. The coding region runs from base 5 to 841 and encodes 278 amino acids. Gene Ontology annotation, cellular component: nucleus. The record is from RefSeq and is a predicted model, not a curated record. NCBI's taxonomy places the organism in Eukaryota, Metazoa, Chordata, Actinopteri, Elopiformes, Megalopidae.